ACAACUACUACUGCUCCUACAACUACUACUGCUCCUACAACAACUACUGCUGAUACUACGACAACUACUGCUCCUACAACAACUACUGCUCCUACAACAACUACUGCUGAUACUACGUCAACUACUGCUCCUACAACAACUACUGCUGAUACUACGUCAACUACUGCUCCUACAACAACUACUGCUGAUACUACGUCAACUCCUGCUCCUACAACAACUACUGCUCCUACAACAACUACUGCUCCUACAACAACUACUGCUGAUACAACAACUACUGCUCCUACAACAACUACUGCUCCUACAACAACUACUGCUCCUACAACAACUACUGCUCCUACAACAACUCCUGCUGAUACUACAACUACUGCUCCUACAACAACUAUUGCUGAUACAACAACUACUGCUCCUACAACAACUACUGCUCCUACAACAACUACUGCUCCUACAACAACUACUGCUCCUACAACAACUACUGCUGCUGCUCCUACAACAACUACUGCUGAUACUACGACAACUACUGCUCCUACAACAACUACUGCUCCUACAACAACUACUGCUGAUACUACGUCAACUACUGCUCCUACAACAACUACUGCUCCUACAACAACUACUGCUGAUACUACGUCAACUACUGCUCCUACAACAACUACUGUUCCUACAACAACUACUGCUGAUACUACGUCAACUACUGCUCCUACAACAACUACUGCUCCUACAACAACUACUGUUCCUACAACAACUACUGCUCCUACAACAACUACUAGUCCUACAACAACUACUGCUCCUACAACAACUACUGCUCCUACAACAACUACUGCUGAUACUACGUCAACUACUGCUCCUACAACAACUACUGCUCCUACAACAACUACUGCUGAUACUACGUCAACUCCUGCUCCUACAACAACUACUGCUGAUACUAUGUCAACUACUGCUCCUACAACAACUACUGCUCCUACAACAACUACUGCUGAUACUACGACAACUACUGCUCCUACAACAACUACUGCUCCUACAACAACUACUGCUGAUACUACGACAACUACUGCUCCUACAACAACUACUGCUCCUACAACAACUACUGCUCCUACAACAACUACUGCUGAUACUACGACAACUACUGCUCCUACAACAACUACUGCUCCUACAACAACUACUGCUCCUACAACAACUACUGCUGAUACUACGUCA
This is a messenger RNA of Oncorhynchus nerka (sockeye salmon), 1191 nucleotides long. Its product is annotated as mucin-2-like. The transcript is spliced from 2 exons. NCBI's taxonomy places the organism in Eukaryota, Metazoa, Chordata, Actinopteri, Salmoniformes, Salmonidae. The record is from RefSeq and is a predicted model, not a curated record. The annotation marks the transcript as partial.